Alnus glutinosa is the source of this 1785-nucleotide messenger RNA. RefSeq lists its product as uncharacterized. The transcript has a single exon. NCBI's taxonomy places the organism in Eukaryota, Viridiplantae, Streptophyta, Magnoliopsida, Fagales, Betulaceae. The record is from RefSeq and is a predicted model, not a curated record. Bases 188 to 1528 code for a protein of 446 amino acids.
AUCGACACAAACGCAAUGUAUAAAGAUGGAUGUAAAUUCCAAGUUCUUUCCUACAAGCAUGCGAUGCUAAUAAUUACCGUUGAAAAGAUUGUGAAAACCUGAGCAAAUUCUCUCAUACAAUUUUCUUGUUUCUGAUUUCUCUCGAAAACCGAUUCCAAGUUUUCCGAAAUCCCCAACCAAACAAGCCAUGCCGACGCUUCCGUGGAAGAAGAAGCACACGGGGACGCGGAUAUCGCGCAUCGUGGCGGAUCUCCAGACUCCGCCGAAGCGCGGCGGGUCGCUCGUGGUGGCGACGGGCUUCCCCACGUCCCUCAUCGACCUCUUCGUCAAGAACCGCGACCGCUUGAAGAAGAAGAGCGCGAAGAUCAACAAGUCCAACAAAGCCCACCUCCAGAUCCAACCCACUUCCCCACCUCCACCGCCGACAUCGGUACCCGACUCUUCGACGGUUUCUGAGUCUUCUACUUUUGACGGCGACGAUGAUCCCACGCCGUUGAAUGAGAUUAAAGAAGUUUUGCACGACAGAGAUGAAGGUGCCGAGUCUCUGUGCGCGGAUCGUCGUGAUCCGCCGCGAGCGGUUUACACGGUGGUUUUGAAGGUGUUUGUGGCGGUGCUGGUAUUGGCCAUGAGCACCAAAAGGCUUGCCGUUGGUAUUACCAUGUCUGCGUUUCUGCUUAUUUUUGCCGACUAUGUGUGGAAGCGCUCCGUUUGUUUCUUGGGACCGUUUGGUACUGCCAGAGCGGCCUUGGAGUGUUUGCUCCAAAAGGUGUCGCAAAUUGUGCGGAUCGAAAAUGGUUUGCUGGUAUUGAAGAGUGGGACGGCUUGUGAAGGUUUGGUUGCAGGGGAAGAGAUUCAGAUUGUAGAACCCAAUUGUGAUGCGAAAGAAGAGCAGCGUGUGGGGGAGACUGUUAGUAUGGGACCGGAGCUUGAAUUGCUUACCCGUGAUAAGAGAUGGGGUUGUUUGGAUAACGAGAAAAAGGCCAUGGAUUUGGAGGAAGAGAUUUAUGGAGGCCCUGUUUUGGUACGUGGGGAUCUGCGUAGCCGGAGCGCUAAAGUAAAAGCAAAGAUUAUAAAGAAACUGUUGCCGAAGAAGUUGCGUAAUUCGAAGAAGGAUAAAAAGAGUAGGGGGAUCAAGGAGGGGGAUUCGAGCAGCGAGGUGUCUAGUAUAUUGGGGGAUGAUAUAUUGGGGAGAUUUGACGAGCAAGAUGAUCAGCAAGAACGAGAAAGCGAACAUAGAUCGUCGAUGUUGUCGCUUUUACCAGAAGAAAGGUGUGAAAAACAAGUUCUUGAUGAUGGAAAUCCCAGUUUGAAUGAAUUAUCACCGACUAAGAGGGAUGGGAGAGAAAGGGAAGGAAGAAAUUGGUGGUAUUUAUCUCUCUUUGUAAUUGUUCUUGCUGGACUUGCAGGAGGUCGAGUUGUAGCUCUGGCAGUCACAGUUUCAUGGUGUUUCAUGUUGAAGUUGAUUGGAACUCGGAGGAGAUCUGUAGAUGUGCCUAUGAUCAGGUGUCCUGUCUCGAUCUCAAGCUAGAGCUUUGGGUAGAUAAACCAAAUUUUUAUUUUUUUUAUUCUAUUUUUUCUUUUAUUUUGGGUCCUUUUUUGUUCAUAGAGAUAGUGUUGUUUUGCUUCAGAUGAAGCUUUAUUGAAUCCUUAAAAGGUGUAUGCUGGAAAGCUCAGUCUGAUAGAAAAGCCAUCCAUUUUGUUGGCUAUCCAACUUGAGCUGUGUGUAGUUUGAAAUGUAAAUUCACAGAUACAAAUUUUAGUGCAGAAUUCAACCCUUAUUUGGUA